AUGAAAUCUUAUUCUUUUUUUAAAUUUUUUAAAAAAUAUAUAUUAUAUCAUCGACAAUGGUUUUAUUUUAUAUUAAUUUCUUUUCGUAUAAUAAAUUCUCUUUUAAUAAAAACAACAUUUAAUCCUGAUGAAUAUUGGCAAUCACUUGAAGUUGCUUAUCAAAUCGUUUUUGGAUAUGGAUUUCUCACAUGGGAAUGGGAUCAUUGUAUUGCUUUAAGGAGUAUAAUAUAUCCACUUUUAUUUGCUCUUAUAUAUAAAAUAUUUAAUAUUAUUAAUAUAUCAAAUACUAUAUUUAUUAUUUAUAUACCUAGAUUAUUCCAAGCAUUUUUUGCAUCUUUAACAGAUAUCGGGACUGCCAAAUUUACAUUUUUAUUAACAUCUAAAUUAAAAAUAAAAAUAUUUGAAAUACCCCCAACAAUUUAUAAUAUGGAUUUAAUAGCUCUUUCUUUAAAUAUAUUUAAUUGGUUUAAUUUCUUUUGCUUAUGUCGUACUUAUUCUCAAACAUUAGAAUGUUGUUUAAAUAUUUGGUCAAUGUAUUUCUUAUUAUUAUCUAUUUUACCAGAAAAAAAUUUAAAUAUCAAUAAAAAUGAGUUCUUUGCUUUGAUUUUAUCUUCAAUAAGUGUUUUAAUUAGACAUUCAUCAGUUAUAUUUUGGUUUCUAAUAUUCUCUUUUUAUUCUAUUCAUAUAAUUUUAAGGUAUUCUUAUUAUAGAUUUUAUUAUUUUUUAUUAAAAUCUUUUAUUAUUGUAUUAAUUUCAAUCAUUAUUAUGAUUUCUACAGAUUGGUGGUUUUAUGGUAAAUUUGUCUUACCAAUGAUCAAUUUCUUUAAUUUCAAUCUUUUAGGUAAUCCAGGGGCUUUUUUUGGUCAUAAUUCUUGGUAUUAUUAUUUUUUGGAAUGCCCUAUAUCUUUAUUACUUUCAUAUAUUCCUUUUUUUAUAUUAGGAUUAUAUUGUAUUUUAUUUAAUCAAAAUAAAAAGUUAAAAUUUAUUCCGGAAUUUCAAGUAAUUCUUCUAUCAAUUCUUUUGGUUAUUAUAUUAUUAUCCUUUUCCUCUCAUAAAGAAUAUAGAUUUAUAUUACCAUAUUUUCCAUUCUUAAUUGUAACAACUACUAUUGGUAUUUAUUACUGUAUAAAUCAUUAUUUUUCAAAAAAAUAUAAUUAUUCAUAUAUAAGAAUUAUUAUAUUAAUUAUUAUCAUUUUUCAAUUAAUACCUGCUAUUUAUUUUUCAUUAUUACAUCAAAGAGGAGGUGAAAGUGUUAUUAAAGUUAUUUUAAGCUUACCAAAUAUAUAUAAUAGUUCAAUUUUUUUUAUUUCACAAUGCCAUAUGUAUCCAUUUUAUUCAUAUAUUUAUAAACCAAUACCAAUGGGAUUUUUUGAUUGUUCUCCUCCUAUUAAUAAUGUUCAAAAUUGGAAUUCUCAUCUCUGGUAUUCAAAUAAUAUAACUAAUUUUUUAGAUUCAGUUUUUAUUUCAAGUCAUUUCAAUCAAUUCAACUAUUCUAAUUGUAUUUCACCUUAUAUUAUUCCUAAAUUAUCAAAGAAAAAUAUAUAUACUGGUUGGUUCCAUAAUGAAAUUAUAACUAUUGAAAAUGUAAAUGAUUCAUGCCUUAAUUAUAGAUUUUUGAAAAAAAUAUGUGGUCCAUUUCCAACAUACUUUAUUGUACAUAGUAGUUUUAUUAAUGAUAUUAAAAAUUGGUUAAAUUUAAAUAAUUAUAUACAAUUAGGACAACCAAUAUUUGAUUCCAUUAUCACUGAGACACCAAAAGGCUAUAUUACAUAUUCUUAUUAUUAUAUAUAUAAAAAAAAAUAA
Molecule: messenger RNA, 1803 nt
Organism: Cryptosporidium muris RN66
Lineage: Eukaryota; Apicomplexa; Conoidasida; Eucoccidiorida; Cryptosporidiidae
Product: plasmid maintenance protein, putative
Exons: 1
Coding region: 1-1803 (600 amino acids)
Biological process (GO): GPI anchor biosynthetic process
Cellular component (GO): endoplasmic reticulum membrane
Molecular function (GO): alpha-1,2-mannosyltransferase activity
Source: RefSeq, a predicted model, not a curated record